Dentiscutata heterogama is the source of this 300-nucleotide messenger RNA. Lineage: Eukaryota; Fungi; Glomeromycota; Glomeromycetes; Diversisporales; Gigasporaceae. The record is from the annotation of a GenBank genome assembly.
GUCUGGGAACAAGUAUAAUACUGGCAAUUCAUAUGACUCCGUGUCGAUAAAGAAUCAAAAAGAUGAUACAACACUUUCUUUUAAUAACUUUGAUCAAACGGAAAUGUUAGAUCAGCCGGAUUCUAAUCAAUCAAUUUCAACUCUUGAAUACGAUGCUACUUAUAAAGUUGAUACAACUUUGAAUUUUCAAAAAAAUGCUUUAAAGAAGUGUUUACGUGCAAAUUGUACUAACUUACGUUACGUAGAAAAUGGAAAAGCACAUGAGUUUUGCGGACAAACUUGUGCAAAAAUGAUUCCUCU